This is a messenger RNA of Spodoptera exigua (beet armyworm), 504 nucleotides long. NCBI's taxonomy places the organism in Eukaryota, Metazoa, Arthropoda, Insecta, Lepidoptera, Noctuidae. The record is from the annotation of a GenBank genome assembly.
AUGUCGCCUUCCCCGAUCCGCUGUCGCGGGCCGUGGAAGAUACACAAGCGUUCCUCGGAGCCGGACAGAUGGUUGGAUGAGAUGGGAUUUUUCCGUAAACAUACAGCUAGGGACUCUAGCUGCCUAUUCCGUGCGGUGUCUGAAAACAUUUAUAACACCCAACGAUAUUUUCAUAAAGUCCGGUUGGAUUGCGUUCAGUUCAUGGCUUCUAAACGGCAUCUCUUCGAAGGGUCAUUGACUUGUCCAUUUGAAAAUUAUCUCAAAGAGAUGUCAAACCCAUCAGAGUGGGGUGGUUUAAUUGAAAUAUCGGCCAUGAGCCAUCUCUAUAGACGUGACUUUGUAAUAUUUGAAGCUAACAAGGGCCCACAGACAAAGAUAUGUAAUGGUUACGGAGACCCAAUAUACUUGUUUUACUCACCUGACACAAAACAUUUUGACGUGGUCUACACGAAAGAUUUCAUAAACACCUCAUCUUUUUGCCAGUGUAAGUUGGUAUUGUCUUAA